Molecule: messenger RNA, 1259 nt
Organism: Acipenser ruthenus (sterlet)
Lineage: Eukaryota; Metazoa; Chordata; Actinopteri; Acipenseriformes; Acipenseridae
Gene: nup37
Product: nucleoporin 37
Exons: 10
Coding region: 182-1162 (326 amino acids)
Cellular component (GO): nuclear pore outer ring
Molecular function (GO): protein binding
Source: RefSeq, a predicted model, not a curated record
ACAAAAGAAGACGCGCGUAGUGGAAGUGUGCGUUGUGAGGCUGAGCAUUGCAACUGAAUAUUUAUACGUUAUAAAACUAAAACACACCACCACUCUCCUAUUUAGAGCACUAAGUACAUUAGUUUGGAUCCAAGCAAGACUGUCUCCAAAUAGACUAAGUUUGGGUGAGGAGGUGAAAAGGAUGAAACAAGACGCAGUGCGAAGUGCCAGUUACACAGUGGAGUGUGAGGAUUAUGUCCAUGUGGUAGAGUUCAGUCCCUUUGAAAGUGGUGCUGCAGGUGCCCUCCUUGCCUAUGGCGGAAACCAGUAUGUUGUGGUGGGAUCAUGUAGAUUCCAGGAGGAGGACACAGAAGUGGAUGGGAUUGAAUACACAACUCUGCGUGUGUUCCACCAUGGAGUUCGUGUGGAUGCUAUUGCUUGGAGCCCAGAGUCAAGAUUAGAUGCUCUUCCUAAACAGAUCAGGUUUUGUACAGCAUCUGCAGAUAGAAAGCUGAGGAUUUUAACAUCUGAUCUUCAGGACAGACAUGAGGUCAAGGUAAUGGACGGUCACUCUGAUUAUAUCAACGACUUGGUCUUCGAUCCAAAAGAGGGUCAGCAGAUUGCUUCAGUUAGUGAUGACCAUACUUGCAGGAUCUGGGAUUUAAGUGGAAGUCAAAAAAUAUCGUUUCUACUCCGCUCUCCUGGAAUGAGUGUCUGCUGGCAUCCAGAAGAUGCUUUUAAGCUAAUGGUAGCAGAAAAGAAUGGAAUGGUGCGGUUCUAUGACCUGAUUACCCAGCAGGCUAUCCUCUCCUUGGACUGUGGACUGACGCCUCUCAUGUCAGCAGACUGGUGCUUUGCAAACACGAUAAAAGUUGGAGCAGUUGCAGGAAAUGACUGGGUUAUUUGGGACAUCACUCGUUCCAGCUACCCUCAAGAAAAGAGACCUGCUCAUGUGGAUCGUACCAGAUUGUUCAAGUGGUCCAAAGCAAAUGAAAAUAUUUUUGCAACCACUGGAUGCCCAGGGAAGAUCAACAGUCAGCUGCUGGUACAUCACUUGGGCCAUCCUCAGCCCAUUAUGAUUGGAUCAGCCUCAGUAGGGGCAGGGUUGAGCUGGCACAGGACCCUCCCACUUUGUGUAAUUGGUGGAGACCGCAAGCUUUCCUUCUGGAUGACAGAAAUGUGAACAUGCACCUGUUUUGCUGCUGUCUGUUGUGUAAAAAAAAAAAAAAUGAAGAUAAACCUAUAUUGUGAUUUAAAUAAAGACUUGUUUUUGUACAUUU